AACUUAAGUCCACUCAUUCACUCGUUUGUUUUGGUUUCUACCAACUCAUGAAGGACAUAUGUGGCUCCUUAGCUUCCAAAUGUUCCUCUGUGUUCACCAGCUAUUUACACAUUUUUUCUGCAGACCCUGAAAACCAAAACAAUUACUCCGAAAUUCUGACAACUGCAGCCAGGUGUAUACAGCACGUUAGAAGCGCCAUCUUGUUAAUCAAGAAUGGGAACUUCAGCUAGCCGCCUUUGGUUUGCCUCAAGUUUAAAUAACGGCAAAAUAAAGUACAUUGCUCGAGUUUGUCACAGGACAACGCCACGAAGAAUGGAAAAAAGUUCAAAUGUGGCCACUCUUCUCAAAGCUGCUACUUUACUUUACUGCCCGAGAAUUAGUAGAGGAUGCUAAUUUAACGUUAGCCCCAAACCAGCUAUGCGUGUUAGCAGCUAACGGACUUUUCAACAGAGGUGAACUUGAUGAAGUUGCCUAACGUACUGAACAUAAAGUUUAUCCUCAUAUUUCCCAAGAUGAAUUGUAUCGUAACGUUACUGACUUGGACUCAAGUAUCAGGCAACAUUCCUGCUGCCCUAAGCCUCUGAUUGGUGAAGGAUGUUGGGGACACAACCGAGAAUUUGGCACACUGUUCAGAGGGGGCGUUAUAGACAAGGACCUGCGCCACUACCUCAACCUGCGCUUCCAGAAAGGCUCGGUGGACCACGAGCUGCAGCAGAUCAUCCGGGACAACCUCUACCUCCGCACCGUCCCCUGCACAACCAGGCAGCCCAAGGAAGGAGAGGUCCCGGGGGUGGAUUAUAAUUUUGUGACUGUUGACCGGUUUAUGGAAUUGGAGAAAAGUGGAGCCCUGCUAGAGAGCGGAACAUAUGAAGAUAACUUUUACGGUACCCCAAAGCCUCCGGCCGAGCCCAGCGCUCUGCUGCUAAAUGUAACGGACCAGCUGCUGCCGGGCGCCAGACCCACCUCCGAGGGCAAGAGGAAACGUAACAAGUCGGUUAGCAACAUGGAAAAAGCCAGCAUCGAGCCCCCCGAGGAGGAGGAGGAGGAGAGACCCAUUGUGAAUGGGAACGGUGUUGCUGUCACCCCAGAGUCGAGCGAACAUGAGGACAAGAGCACAGACGCUUCGGGGGACAUCGCCCCACAGAGCAACCCAGCGGAGGCCCCAAUCGAGGCGCCCAAAGACGGCGGAUUGUCCCCAAAAAUUACAGUACCCAAACCAGAGGACAACGACGAGCUAGGGCCACUGCCUGACAACUGGGAGAUGGCAUACACUGAGAAAGGAGAGGUGUACUUCAUAGACCACAACACCAAGACAACAUCGUGGCUGGACCCGAGGCUAGCCAAGAAGGCAAAGCCGCCCGAGGAAUGCAAAGAGGAUGAACUUCCAUACGGCUGGGAGAAAAUCGAUGACCCCAUUUACGGCAGCUACUAUGUUGACCAUAUAAAUAGAAGGACCCAGUUUGAGAACCCUGUCCUGGAGGCUAAAAGGAGACUCCAGCAGCAGCAACAGAUGCAAAGCCAGGGUCUGUCCUCACUGCCCCUUCCCACCAUUUACAGAGAGAAGCCGCUGUUCACGCGUGACCCCACUCAACUGAAAGGCAGUUUCUUGUCCACGUCCCUCCAAAAGAGCAACAUGGGCUUUGGCUUUACUAUUAUCGGAGGUGACGAGCCUGACGAAUUCCUCCAGGUGAAGAGCGUUAUUCCUGAUGGGCCUGCUGCAGCUGAUGGAAAGAUGGCCACAGGUGAUGUCAUUGUCUACAUCAACGAUGUGUGCGUCCUGGGCACCACCCACGCCGACGUGGUCAAGCUCUUCCAGUCAGUGCCAAUUGGCCAAAGCGUCACCCUCGUCUUGUGUCGUGGCUACCCUCUGCCCUAUGACCCAGAGGAUGCUACCAACACCAACAACACCACCACCAUCAUCUCCCCGCUGGGCAUCAUGGAGCAGCGGCCCAUCAUGGUAAACGGCAGGACGGGCUACGACAACUACCUGGACUAUCUCUCCCGCACCGCACGCUUCGUCACAGACCCCAGUCAGGACCAGGUAAACGCCCAGCAGCAGCUGCUCACCCCUCACCCUGGUGACACCCACUUAGAUGGCUCACUUCCUCCCACCACUGGCACCACACCUCCAGACAGCGUCUCCAUGGCGUCGUCAGGGGCGACCCAGGGGGAACUACUGAACCUGACCAUGGUGAAGGGCAUGGAUGGUUUUGGUUUCACUAUCGCAGACAGCGCUACGGGCCAGAGAGUCAAACAAGUGCUGGAGCCUCAGGGCUGCCCCGGCCUGUGCGAGGGUGACCUGAUUGUGGAGAUUAACAAGCAGCCCGUGCAGGGAUUCACACACACCCAGGUGGUGGAGCUUCUCAAGGAGUGUGGCGUGGGAGCUGAGACAAGCCUGGUGGUUCAGAGAGGUGGAAUAGGUCACUAUUCACCCUGGAAGACCCCUAAGCAGGUGCUGGAGCAGUGGGACUCCCAGCAGGGCCAGGGCAGCCCUGCUCAGACCAGCUUGUCAGCCCCAGUUAUCCCCCACAGUGCCCCCUUCCCAACCCACCAUCUUCACAGGGCCUCAGUCCCAGACUCAGCCUCCGAGGCCUUGGCCCUGGCUAAACCAGACCCCUAUGACCUUUAUGAGAAGUCCAGGGCUAUCUAUGAGAGUAGGCAACCUGGCCAACCAAGGGCUGUUUUUCCUGUGGACUCCUCAGGAGCCGAGUACCAGGACAUCGAGGUGCACCUGCGCAGACAGAAGUCUGGCUUUGGUUUCCGGGUGCUGGGCGGGGAUGAGGCAGGGCAGCCUGUGAGUCCGGAGACGCGUGAGAAGAUCUUGAUUGGUGCGAUCAUCGAGAAGAGUCCAGCAGACCUAGACGGACGCUUGCGGCCCGGUGAUGAGCUGCUGUUUGUAGAUGGAAUCCCAGUGGUGGGGAAGCCACACAGAUACGUCAUUGACUUGAUGCACGGGGCGGCGCGAAACGGCCAAGUGAAUCUGGUCAUCAGGAGGAGGGUACAGGCAGCAGGUGAGUCCUGUCCAGAGAAUGGCCGUAGCCCUGGCUCUGUCUCCACGCAGCACAGCUCCCCCCGCAGUGACUUCACAUAUGGGAACAGCACCAUCACUAACCAGGCACCCAACACUAGCAUGGGCAAUACCACCGCCCCUUCAGACAGGAUGUCGACCCCCAACACACAACCCAGUGACGUCAUCAUCAAUCGAAAGGAGAGCGAAGGCUUUGGCUUUGUCAUCAUUAGCUCGCUCAACCGGCCUGAGGCGGCCACCACCAACACUGUGCCCCAUAAAAUUGGCCGCAUCAUCGAGAGCAGCCCAGCCGACCGCUGUGGGAAGCUGAAGGUGGGAGACAGGAUACUGGCAGUGAAUAGCCAGUCUAUCGUCAACAUGCCGCACGCCGACAUCGUUAAGCUGAUCAAGGAUGCGGGCCUCAGCGUCACCCUGAGGAUCAUACCGCAGGAAGAGAUCAGCAAUCCCCCAUCAGCCCCCAGCUCAGAGAAGCAAAGCCCCAUGGCCCAGCAGCACAGCCCGAAGAUCCAGCCGAGCACCACUGCCUCACAUCCCAACCCAGCAAUGGCAGAACCCAACCCUUCUGUAAGCCAGCCCAACCCCGCGCCACACCAGAGCCCUGUGACCCAGCUGCCCGCCCCUCCACCUCCGACCUACACCCACGAGAGCAGUUACAGGUCAGAGGUGAAGGCAAGGCAGGAUGUUAAACCAGACAUCAGACAGCCGUCGUUCACAGAUUACAGACAGCCGCCUGUGGACUACCGGCACCCUCCUGUGGCAGACUACAGGCAGCCACCCACGUUGGACUACAGACACCCACCACUUCUCGACUACAGACAGCUAGCUACUGACGCCAGGCAGUUCACCAUCCCAGACUACCGAAUGCCACCAGUUCAACUUGCACAGGACUUUGACUUCUUCACAGUGGAGCUGGAGAAAAGUGUGAAAGGCUUUGGUUUUAGCAUCCGCGGAGGUCGAGAGUACAAGAUGGAUCUGUUUGUCCUACGACUGGCAGAGGAUGGGCCAGCCAUCCGCAACGGCAGGAUGAGGGUUGGGGACCAAAUUAUUGAGAUCAAUGGAAAGAGCACCCGGGACAUGACCCACGCCAAGGCCAUCGAGCUGAUCAAGUCUGGAGGCAGGCGUGUUCGCCUCCUCCUAAAGAGGGGUACAGGGCAGGUCCCAGAGUAUCAAGAUAAUGCCGCCCCAUGGGAUGCUCAUCCUUCAGCCUCCCCAAGCCUGUCGGAAGUAGCCCCUCCCAUUGACAGCCUUUCCAUGUCAUCGCCUUCAUCUCAUCUGGCCCCGGCCCCCGACCCACCUCACCUGCCGCCUCUGGACGUCCCUUGUGACCUGGCGGCAGGAGACAGCAGGAAGGAGCGUUCAAAGAGCCCCCAGAAGGCUGAGCUGCUAAAUCCAGAUCUGAUCAGCCAGGGGAGGAGAGCGGCUACAACUGUCGGGAGUGGCAGAACCAAGAAGGAGGGUGGCAGGUCCACCCACAAGGGGCACAGGGUGCAGCCCACUACUGAGGGGGAAGGGGGCAUAGAGGGGCAGAGCGGGGAGCCCAAACCUUCCAGGAGCACCAGAGGGAGGUCCAAGGAGAGAAAUACUGGGGACAACAGAGAAUCCACCCAAUCUCCAAGCGUCUCCAAGCUCCCGCACACUAACGGGAACAGCAGGGAAGAUGUGGAACGUUACAGUAGCGGGCAGCAGGUGGAAUCGGAGCAGAACAAGCCCAGGGAUCUGGACAGGGGCCUGGGGGAGAGCCGGCCCAGCCUGCCCAGCCUGCCCAACAAGAGCACCAGCAGCGGCAGCAACGCAGCAGGGAGGAAGGCCACGGUCUCUCCUGGGCCUUGGAAGAUCCCCGGGUCAGACAAGCUGCCCAGCACUCUGCGCACAGGCACGUCCACUCUGAGCAGAUAACACCGCGGCUCCAGCCGAACACAGUGGCCACACUCAUCUGAAGUAAACCGCCCCAUCUGGAUGAAACUACCAUCCUCACACCUUCCCGUGCUCCUUUGUCCCCCCCUCGAUCCCAUUCUCCCAUAGACCACAGAGUCAAAACCAAGCGGGGGAGCAGGGUGAUCUGGACCACGUGUUUUUAGAGUUUUAUUUAUGAUACUGUACUCUAAAUUAUUUUGAGAAAUAUUUUACACCCACCACCUUAAGAACUGGAAAAAUCAUCCACUUUUUAAAAAAAAUGGAAGAGCAAGUAGAAUGUGUGUGUAGCGUGGCGGAGAAACAUUCGGGGGUUACAAACUUUGAUGAACUCUAUUUUGAUUUCUCUCCAAGCAGAAUUAGGGGACAAACAUGCAAAUAUAAAACAACUGACACGAAGAAACCGUCAGUUGCGUUGGAUUUUUUUUUUAUAUAUAUAUAUAUCUUCACAACAGAGUCUGUUUUAUGAAAUGGAGUGUUUAAAAGAAGGUUUGCCUGUUUUUGACGAGAGCGAAUGAAAUAAAGAGUGACCGCAGAGAUGAACUUUGCCUUAACAGAGACUGUAUGGGCCUGAAUCUGUCUUGAAUAAUCUAUCAGAUGAUUAUAGGCAUAGAUAUAUUAUAAUGAAUAUGAAUAUGUGGGAUCAUAGUGUAAAUAAGAUCAUCUUUAAGUGAAAAGAACCUUAGAUGAGCCGAUGGAGUUUUUAGUCCAUGCUCAGACGAGCCCAACGGCACGACAUGGACCAGAACUUUCACCACACCAACGUCUCCCUCUUCUACACUGCAGUUCAGCGCCGUGACUGCAGUUCAAGGUCUCGUCAGGCCUGCUGUGGUUGACUUCAUGGUAUGUUUGUGCUUUAAUCAUCCCGAGUUCAGCUGGGGUGUCGCGUCGAUUCCAUUGUCAUUUUUUGUGCUUAACGAACAAAGCAAUCCGCAAUGGUGGUGUCCAGCCGGACGCUGAGAGACGGAGCUUGCAUGAUACCGACCGAGGGGCAGAGUGCCUUAGACUGACAGAGAGGUUUGGCUUUUCAAAGUCAAAGGUUCAACUCCAAAACACUUAAGAGGGUUCAAAACAGGCUGCUAUACAACAUCAACUUUACAGAUAUGAAUAAUAAACUGUAUUUUUUCAAAUAUGAGUGUGAUAUGGUGAAAUAUAGAAUUUAUUUCACAAGCUUAUGUAUGAAAAUUUGUUCAUUACCAGAGGUGUUGAUGGUCCUCAUUUGUGCAAGUCGUUCAUUUUGGGUCAUGAUAGUUUUCAUUGCUGAUUUGUGAAUGAGGUCUGACGCUAGUAAUUUCCUCAUAUGACUUGGUGUAAUCAAGCACGGAGCAGACCUUUUUGCACCCAAACCAAACUGAACUAGUAAAGUCUGAUAUUGAGUCGUCAAAGAUUCAAUCUCACUUGUCAUGAGCUUGCUCGCCUAACAAUCUGUAACCUGAAUGAAUGAAUGCCAUCAAUUUAGAAAAAGAAAGGUUUUAUUUUUGUGUUUUUUUUAUCAUUUCCAUAUCCGCUGAGAAGAGGUUGCACCUGUCACAGCAACUGUCAGCUGCUGAAUUUGAUUUGGUUUAGGUGAUUCUGUCUACACUAUGAUAUUAAGAAGUAAUGCCUCCAUUUUUCAGCAUACACAUACCUGCCGCAGAAUUUGACUCAAUUUGAAGGCAAUGUACUACAGCAUAAAUGUAAAUGCUCUGGACCCCUUAGUUCUUGUUGACUGUGCUUGUCAAGCUUUCCAUUCUAGCACAGCAGUUUACAAUGAUAACAGUGGCGGAUUUACAACUCAAAAGUCUUUUUUUAAACAAUGGGCCCUUCAUCCCAGACAGAAGUAAACAAAAGUAAGAUCUCUCAUUCUCAUUUCUAGCCAGCGACUGAUGACGAUUGUGACAACUGAAAUGACAGCUGUCACUGACAGCUGUCAUUUCAGCUCUACCUACCUAGCUAAUUAACUAAGCUAUUAGCUCCAUACGGUGGAUGAGAACUGUGUCUGGCUUUGAGGUUUCCAGACAACACAUUUUAAAACGAGAAUCUUGCAAAUAGGGGGUUUCCACUUGAUGGCUACAUGCAUGAUAUUGUGCUAAAGUCAGUUUGUGAUACGACAUGUUAAUGAAGACACAGCAUUGUUCUUGGACUGCAGGGCAGAGCCGGUUAUUCCAGAUAUUUUAAGAUCAGACUGUUAUUUCAUUCUAACAUAACACCAUUUGGCUGUUGAGCUUUUCUUUCAAACAGUAUGUUUUUACUUUUAACGUUGCAAGAGAAAAGUCUUUGAGGAUGAGGACUAAUUCUUGACGUUGGCAGAUGUAACGCUGGCUGGAUCUGAUGGAGUGCAAACUUAAUAAAAUCCACUAAAGUGCAUGACAGAACUGCAAACGUUAGCAAGCUUGGAAACUAGUAAGCCAACAAACACAGCUCACAUUAGAGCAGAUAAUCACAGUUUCAUCCAUCCCUUACACUUUUGUUCCAGUGAUUUUCCAAAACAAAAGUCACUGGAACAAAUGCUGAUUAUUGCUCAUAUUACUGCCCCCACAUACACUGCUUUAAAAGGGUGGAGCUAUCAAAAGUUUGACGGGCCUGCAUUGGCUUGUUACAGUUGCAGAAAUGUCAUUGAACACAGUGUCUUUGGGGUAGGGGUUCAUGCAAACAGUCCAUUUUGAGAUCAACAAACCUUUUUACAGCGUCUGCACCCUCUCUGCAGAUAUGAAAAGUCUGAGUGGUAACUUUUUCCUCUUAAUGAGCCACGAGCCAUAAUACCAGAACAAACGUUUCCUCUCCUUCCUCUGCUGAGGGUAGUGCAAACAGCGUUUAACGAAGAAAAGAGCAAAUGGAGACAAGUCAUUAUGUUUGCCAUUGUGAUCCGUAAUUACACAAGGAAUAAGCGCCCUGACUCUAAAGCACAAUCUCACACUGAGGCUUUGGGAUAUGAAUUAUUAUGUCGGAGGAAAUCAUCAGCCAGGCACAAACGGCUCAGCCCUUCAAUCACUUGUUGAUGGUGUGCAGGGACAAAAUCAUAAGUAACUAAAUUUCACAUUUGUCGGACUAAAGGUAGUAAAUGCUGCCUACAUACUGUAUCAUCAUGCUCACUUUCUCCUUUAUUUUGUGACUUAUGUUUGAAGCAGAAACAAAAAAUGUGCAUAUUUUUGCUCAGCCUUUGCACAACUCACUGCUUUCUAUGUCUGAGCUGUCUCCAUUGAGCCAUAUUGUAAGUAGUUUUCUAGAGAUUGCAAAAAGAACAAAAAAACACAUAUGGAGGUUUUUGUGCGUGCGUGCGUAUGUAUGUAUGUAUGUGUGUGUGUGUGUGUGUGUGUGUGUGUGUGUUGAAAUAACCGCACUCGCUACACCAUGAACUCCCACCCAAACGGCUCAGUAUCACUGUGUAGUGUUAUAGCAGUGUGUAGACCCUGAACAAAUAUCUCUAUAAAUAUGACUCGGUGUACUAUUGAUGGUCACAAAGACUGUAAGUGGAGCAACUAUUUUUUAUGAAAUGCAGCACUAUGGAUAUAUUAACUUUUGCAAAAAUCUUGUUUACCUGUAUGAUAUUCUGAAACGCUGUCAAAAUAAAAGAAAAUCUUGACACAACAUGAAA
Molecule: messenger RNA, 8513 nt
Organism: Micropterus dolomieu (smallmouth bass)
Lineage: Eukaryota; Metazoa; Chordata; Actinopteri; Centrarchiformes; Centrarchidae
Gene: magi2a
Product: membrane associated guanylate kinase, WW and PDZ domain containing 2a
Exons: 23
Coding region: 824-4924 (1366 amino acids)
Biological process (GO): receptor clustering; signal transduction
Cellular component (GO): dendrite; cytoplasm
Molecular function (GO): beta-1 adrenergic receptor binding; signaling receptor complex adaptor activity; SMAD binding
Source: RefSeq, a predicted model, not a curated record